Molecule: messenger RNA, 2335 nt
Organism: Harpegnathos saltator (Jerdon's jumping ant)
Lineage: Eukaryota; Metazoa; Arthropoda; Insecta; Hymenoptera; Formicidae
Product: Guanylyl cyclase at 89Da
Exons: 13
Coding region: 359-2266 (635 amino acids)
Biological process (GO): cGMP biosynthetic process; response to oxygen levels
Cellular component (GO): guanylate cyclase complex, soluble
Molecular function (GO): heme binding; guanylate cyclase activity
Source: RefSeq, a predicted model, not a curated record
UCUCACCAACCUAUCCUUACUUUGACGGUGGGUUGAGUAACCCACCGGCCACAGUCGAAACUCGAUCUUCCGCGCCAUUCAGCUUGACUUCCCUCUCUUCGCUGUGCGCCGGGGGAGGCCUAACGUUCGAAUGACACCGGGUACCAGGAGCCUACCCCGAUGACGAGGAAUACUUGUCUUCCGAGCGUCGCGAUAGCGCUUGGGCGAACUUCGUAAGACGGGUUGAUGCGAAGGGUUUUCCGUUUCCGCUCGUGCUGGAAGAUUGCCAGGGGAAUCUUUUCUUAAGACCGCCGACCGAGCGCUUCCGCGAUUUAAUUAACGGACCGUUAGAUAAGUGAAACAAAACGCAUUAAUCAAGAUGUACGGGAUGCUGCUGGAAAGUGUGCAAUAUUUCGUGCAGUUAGAAUUCGGUGACGAGAUAUGGUGUCAUAUUUUGGAAAAAGCUGACUGCAAGCACAUGGUUUUUAAUACCAGACAGACGUACUCGGAUGAACUGAUGACCAAUUUGGCCGCAGCUCUCGCCGCGUACACUGGCGAUUCCAUGGAUAACAUUAUGCAAUUUUUCGGCAGGUGCUUCGUCAGGUUUUUUAGUAAUUUGGGGUAUGAUUGCACCGUAAAAGCGACUGGUCGUUAUUUUUGCGACUUUCUGCAAAGCGUUGACAACAUUCACAUGCAAAUGAGAUUUACAUAUCCAAAAAUGAAGAGCCCUUCCAUGUACACAACACAUGUAGAUCCGCAGGGAGUCGUUCUGGUUUAUAGAAGUACUCGGCAAGGCUUCACGCAUUACCUCAUGGGACAAUUAUUUCAAAUAGCAAAAGAUCUGUAUAAUACAGAACUGGACAUUAGAGUGCUGGAGACCUCGAAUAAUAUUCCAGGAUCCCGAAACGUGAUGGUUAAAUUCCGAAUUGAUUUCGAUAACCGUCAGUAUAUCGCUAAAAACAACCGAAUGAAAACUCCGCUGGGUCGCGAACUGCCUCCAAUUUCCUGCACAUUUUUCCUGCGCCUUUUCCCAUUUGGCGUAGUGAUGAACAAGGAAAUGCGAAUUCUUGGGGCGGGUGAUAAGUUACUCCAAGCCUGGGGUGGCACCGCGUCUAUUUUAAACAAGCACGCCACGGAAAUCUUCAAAUUGAGAAGACCCAAAGGAAUUUCCUUCACUUGGGGGAACGUAAUGUAUUUGCAUUCGGUGAUAUUUGAAUUAGAGCUCAUCAGAGCGAACGAUCACCACACCGCGAUCAAUUCGGGCGACGCGCCGAGCACGAGCAGUGGUUUAGACAGACGUGGUAGUCAAGGCGCACGAAGCAUCCUGCUGAAAGGUCAAAUGAGGUACAUCGAGGAUAUCAAGGCGAUUAUAUUUCUCUGUAGCCCUUUGAUCAAUAGUUUGGACGAACUCCUUAAUAUGGGUUUGUACCUGAAUGAUCUGAAUCCUCAUGGUAUGAGCAGAGAACUGGUGCUAGCAGGAUGGCAGCAUUGCGGAAGGCUGGAAAUGAUGUUCGAAAGGGCCGAGCAAAGAUCGACGGAAUUGGAAAACAGUUACGCACUACUGGACCGUUGGAAAAACAAGAGCGACGAGCUUUUGUACUCUAUGAUCCCGCAAACGGUGGCCGAUCGAUUGCGAGCUGGAGCCAGUCCGUUGAGCACUUGCGAGUCGUUCGAGUCAAUCACGGUUCUCUUUUGCGAAUUAUGCGACUUCGAUUACUCGACCAUCGAAGGAGCGAUGGACAUUGUGUCGUCCAUGAAUGCGGUUUACUCCUGCUUCGACACGCUGAUGGAUCAGUUCAACGUGUACAAAGUGGAAACUGUGGGUCGCGUGUACAUGGCAGCGAGUGGAGCGCCGGACAGAAACGAAAAUCACGCGCAGAAUAUCGCCGAUGUUUCCCUGCAGCUUAUUGAGCACGUCCGAUCCCUCAAAUUACCCUCCGGACUCGACAUACGAAUCCGUAUAGGAAUCCACUCCGGACCAGCGGUCGCCGGCGUGGUCGGCAUCAAAGUACCGAGAUACUGUUUCUUCGGAGAUACCGUUAACACUGCUUCCAGAAUGCAGACCACUAGCCUGCCGGGGAAAGUUCACAUUUCUUCCAGCACCAAAGCUCUGUUACCCGAAGGUCGUUUUCGUACGGAAUCACGUGGCGUUGUAUGGGUUAAGGGAAAAGGAGACAUGGAAACAUACUGGUUGCAAUGUGUGCUAAAUGAGGAAGCAAAAGAAAAGGUCGACUCGUCGGACGACGAAGAUGCGGUAGUCGAAGGUCUUCUAGUCACUAAUAUAUAAGACUUACAUAUAGAACUCUAAUAUUAAAAAACAAAAAAAAAAGAAACUUCACGUAGCAUAAUUUUCAUA